Messenger RNA from Salvia hispanica, 2370 nucleotides. RefSeq lists its product as uncharacterized. Gene Ontology annotation, biological process: telomere maintenance; DNA repair. NCBI's taxonomy places the organism in Eukaryota, Viridiplantae, Streptophyta, Magnoliopsida, Lamiales, Lamiaceae. Gene Ontology annotation, molecular function: DNA helicase activity. The record is from RefSeq and is a predicted model, not a curated record.
AUGGUGAGGGAAAGGUUACUUGAUAGUGAUGAGUCUGUGAAGUUGAGGUUGAUUGGAAAGAGGGGAAAAGAUGGUAGGACAUAUAAUUUGCCGGUUGUAUCUGAAGUAGCUGCAUUGAUUGUUGGUGAUGUUGAUGAAAAUAUAUGUGAUAGGGAUAUCAUAGUUGAACAUCGCACAGGAAAGUUGAAAAGGAUUCAUGAAAUGCAUCCAAUGUAUCUUCCUUUACAGUAUCCAUUGUUGUAUGUAUAUGGUGAAGAUGGUUAUAUGGAUGAUAUUUGUUUCUCAGGAUCGGUUACAGGCUCUAAGCGUGGUAUGCGUGUUAUUUUGCCUUCAAGUCAUACAGGUGGUGCCCGUUAUAUAAUUCAAAGUUACCAUGAUGCAAUGGCUAUUUGCAAAUGGGAUGGAUAUCCAAAUUUUACUUGCAAUCCUAAAUGGCCUGAAAUUUUAAGAUUUGUUGAGAACAUGGGGCUUAAAUAUGAAGACCGUCCUGAUGUGGUUACUAGAAUAUUUAAGAUGAAAAUAAACAGUAUGAUCAAAGAUUUUUGUCGUAACAAAGUGUUUGGUGAUGUUGUUGCAGCUAAGAACAAAAAACAUCCUGUACCUGCAGAUGUUGAUCAAAUUAUUUCUGCUGAAAUUCCAGAUUCUGAGCUUGAUCCAGAUUACUUUAAACUUGUGUGUGAAUUUAUGGUUCAUGGUCCAUGUGGUGUGGCUAGACGUGAUUCCCCUUGCAUGUCUGAAGUUGCAUGGAGAUUGUAUGGAUUUGAAAUACAGUACAGAGAUCCUGCAGUGGAAAGAUUAAGUUUUCAUUUGCCAGAUGAGCAAUUUGUUGUAUAUGAUGAGUCAACUGGUUUGGAUGACGUUAUGGCUCGAAGAAGUGUUAAUGAAAGUAUGUUUUUAGGUUGGUUUGAGGCGAAUAAGAAAUAUCCUUAUGCUAGAGAAUUGCUUUACUCAGAUUUUCCUAAUAAAUUUGUUUGGAGGGCUGCCAAUAGAGAGUGGACACCGCGAAAACAGGGUUUUGUGAUUGGGAGGUUGAGGUUUAUACCAGUGGGUUCUGGUGAGUUAUAUUAUCUGAGAUUACUUUUGAAUAUUAUUCCUGGAGCUACUUGCUAUGAAGAUUUAAGGAAUGUCAAUGGUAGUUUGUAUGGUACGUAUAGGGAUGCAUGUUAUGCAUUAGGAUUGUUGGAGGAUGAUAAAGAAUAUAUUAAUGGGAUUAUUGAGGCAAGUUAUUGGGCGUCUGCUUUUGCACUAAGGCGUUUGUUUGUAACACUAUUAUCUUCUGACUCUAUUUGUCGUUCUGAAGUUGUUUGGAAUAGUUGCUGGAGUUUGUUGUCGGAUGAUAUUCUUUUUACACAGCGAAGAGUAUUAAGACAUCCAGAUUUGUUACUUACUGAAGUGGAUAUAAGAAAUUAUGCAUUAAUAGAGAUUGAAAAGGCGUUGUUGAAGGUGGGAAGAAGUUUACGUGAAUUUCAAUCUAUGUCAUUUCCAUUAGAAGAAUAUUUUGAGGCUUGUCAAAACAAGUUGGUAAUGGAGGAGUUAUCUUAUGACCGAGAAAAUUUAGCUAGAGAUCAUGCUGUAGGUGAAAUUGUGUUGAACGUUGCCUCAAGUGGAAUUGCAUCUUUAUUGUUACCAGGUGGGAGGACAACUCAUUCUUGGUUUAAGAUUCCAAUAAAUGUAACUGAGGAUUCAUUUUGCUCUUUAGAUAGAAGUCUUCGUGAUUUAAGGCGUUGUACAAAUCAAAGGAAUUCAUAUUUACCGUUUGGUGGUAUAACAGUUGUUUUUGGUAGUGAUUUUCGGCAGAUUUUACCUGUUAUUCCUAAAGGUAGUAGACAAGAUGUGGUUAAUGAUAUUGGUGAUGGUGUUGCUGGAGAUUGCACAGAUGGAUAUGGUAAAGUAGUUAUUCGAAGAGAUUUGUUGCUUGAAUGUACUACUGAUCCUUUGCAGUGUAUUGUUUCUUCAACGUAUCCAACAUUUGGGCAGAAUGUUGAAGAUUCGAGUUACUUAGAAAAUUGGGCUAUAUUAGCUCCAACGUUGGAAGUAGUUGAAAUGGUUAAUCAGUAUAUGAUGUCUCAUAAUUGUUCGCAAGAGCAUACUUAUUUAAGUGCUGAUAGUGUUGUUGGAUCUGAUUCCCGUCCUGGUCUUUUUGAGGAGGUUCACACGCCUGAGUUAUUGAAUGGUGUACGUUGUUCUGGUUUACCCAAUCAUGAGUUACAUCUUAAGAUUGGUACUCCUGUCAUGUUGUUGAGAAAUAUUGACUAUGAUUCUGGAUUGUGUAAUGGUACUAGGUUGAUUAUUACUAGACUUGGAAGUCAUGUUUUGGAAGCAAAGGUGCUUGGUGGGCGUUGUACAUGGAAUUUAGGUGUUGUUACCUAG